AUGGCAGACGUCAGUCUCCACGAUGGCCCUGCGCCUUCUGCGCCGUCCCCGCGAGAUGCCGAUGCGCCACGAGCAAGUGCUGAUUCCGCCGGCCACUCGGCGAUCUCAGAUGAGCUUAAGGCUCGUAUGGACAAAGUUGUUUACUCAGAUAUCGGUAUCACCACCCUCCUGACCCGGUUGAAACAAAGCGUCGCCUCGGCUAGGGAUUUCUCAACAUUCCUUAAGAAGCGAUCUUCUCUGGAAGAGGAGCAUGCUCAAGGCUUGCGAAAAUUGUCCCGCUCUCUCCUCGAUGCCUCCGUCCGCACCGAUAACCGUCAAGGUACCUAUGGCCAGAGCCAUAAUGACCUGAGUCGAUUUCAUGACCGCAUGGCGGAUCAUGGACUGCAGUUCGCGGUGUCCCUGCAGCAGAUGGCUGAUAAUCUUCACGAGUUAGCGUCAAAUAUUGAGCGAGGUCGCAAGCAGUGGAAACAAACCGGCCUGAGUGCGGAAAAGAGAGUGCUGGAGGCAGAGGCAGCAGCGGAGAAAGCGAAGGCCAAAUACGAAUCGCUUGCGGAGCAAUACGAUCGGGUAAAGACAGGAGAUAAGCAGGGUGGAAAGUUUGGUCUAAAGGGUCCAAAGUCGGCCGCUCAGCAUGAGGAAGAGCUGUUCCGCAAGGUCCAAAAUGCAGACUCGGAUUAUGCGUCCAAAGUACAAGCGGCCCAAGCGGCCCGGCAGGAGUUGGUUUCCACCCACCGACCUCAAGCUGUGCACAACAUCCAGCAAUUGAUCUCGGAAUGUGACUCUGGCCUUACGUUGCAGAUGCAGAAAUUCGCAACUUUUAACGAGAAACUUCUACUGGGUCAGGGAUUAUCUAUCAGUCCCCUGAAAGAUAGUGCGGGGAAUGCUGCCACCGCACCGAAGAGUCUCUAUGAAGUUAUCCAUCAGAUUGAUAAUGACAAAGACUACCGCGAUUAUGUGCUAAGCCAUCAGAAUAAUCCCGGGGCGGUAACUUCAGAACAGAUUAAGUAUGAACGCCAUCCGACGCUUGGAGGUACUACUGGGCCUGUUGUCCCAGCCUCUCAGACUAGUACACAAAACAAACGCAAUUCGUCAAUGUUGCUUCAGUCAUAUUCCCAGCAACAUCUUCCGGCUCAGUCUUCGCAACAGUCUCCCGCACCAGCACCACCAGCUGCAGCUCCCGUUCCAAACACUCCGCAGUCGUCUUACCCGCACAAUCCAGACUCUUACCCAUCCUCAACAUUCCAGCCGCCUUAUCCAGUGAGCGAAGGUCCCGCUGUGCCGGAAAAGCAGCCCUUAAAUCCGCCAUCCCUGGCAGCGGCACCGACCCCGUUGCCACCAGCUGGAGGAACUGGAGGCAACUUCCAGCAGCACCUUCCCCCGUUGAAACCAGUCUUUGGGGUUUCUUUGGAAGAUUUGUAUUUGAGAGAUGGAACCGCCGUUCCAAUGAUUGUGUACCAAUGCUUCCAAGCCAUUGAACUUUUUGGCCUGGAUAUGGAGGGCAUUUAUCGACUUUCCGGAAGUGCGAAUCAUAUCAAUCAGAUGAAACAACUUUUCGAUAAUGAUUCAGCGCAGGUCGAUUUCACAACCCCGGAAAACUUUUAUCAUGACGUAAACAGUGUUGCUGGGUUACUCAAGCAGUUCUUUAGAGAUUUGCCUGACCCUCUGUUCACAUCGCAGUCUUAUGCUGACUUCAUCAACGCAGCCCGCAUUGACGAUGAUGUUCAGCGUCGAGACUCACUUCAUGCGCUUGUAAAUAAUCUUCCCGACGCACACUACGCCACACUGAGAGCCUUGACCCUGCAUCUCCAUAAGGUGCAAGAACAUUACACCCAAAACCGUAUGAACGCAGGAAACAUUGCCAUCUGUUUCGGACCUACUCUUAUGGGUGCCAAUUCCGGCGGCAAUGUCGCCGACGCUGGUUGGCAAGUCCGGGUUAUAGAGACGGUUCUUUUGAACACUUUCCAGAUCUUCGAUGAUGAUUAGUUGCGCCUCGAGAACAAAAGGCCAUGGCCAUCUUUCUUCGUUUGCCUUGCCUUGCAAGCCAACCUCCUUUUUCUAACGUAUGUAUAUAGUGAUAUUUGGACCGGUGAAAUAUCCUGAUGAGAUAUCAUUACUUGCCUAUAAUGUAAUUCUAGUGGAUUUAGCGCAAUCAAGUCGUCUUCAGUUCGGUUUUGAUCAUGUCACGUUCUUUCUAUGAUUGAAUUGACGAAGCCUGUUGGAUAAUUACAAGUUGGAAAAUGACAGCAAAAACCGGAUAUAGUACAAAUGAUGAAGUGUGGCAAUGCGAAGUCCUUCGAGAGCCCGCUGAAUACAUGGUGAGAAUGCAAAAACCCGGGAACAUGGGGUAGUUUUAAGACACGGGUAGAAUCGAAAUUGGCUGUCAGAGGCACAGCAUGAUCCUGUAAGGGGGAAAGAUGAAGUGAGAUGACAUUCUCAACGAAAAGCCAGGGCACUUUUUGUACGUCGUGACGAGGCAAUGACAUGCCUCUCGCUCAUUCUGGAGAUGAGUGCCAGGAGUCUGGGCUCUACCUCUUAGCCAUUAGGGGCUCGUUAUACAGCUAUU
Molecule: messenger RNA, 2563 nt
Organism: Aspergillus pseudonomiae
Lineage: Eukaryota; Fungi; Ascomycota; Eurotiomycetes; Eurotiales; Aspergillaceae
Gene: rgd1
Product: putative Rho GTPase activator (Rgd1)
Exons: 9
Coding region: 1-1983 (660 amino acids)
Biological process (GO): regulation of GTPase activity; signal transduction
Cellular component (GO): cytoplasm
Source: RefSeq, a predicted model, not a curated record